Haemonchus placei is the source of this 396-nucleotide messenger RNA. Lineage: Eukaryota; Metazoa; Nematoda; Chromadorea; Rhabditida; Trichostrongylidae. The record is from the annotation of a GenBank genome assembly.
AUGGCGAAAGUUGCCUCAGCAAUCACAACGUACUUUCGCCGACACAGUGCUAAAGAAUGGGCCGAUUAUUUUAUGUCGACACAUUUCUGGGGACCCGCUGCUAACUGGGGCAUUCCUCUUGCGGCUAUUGCCGACUUAAAGAAAAAUCCCGAUAUGAUCUCUGGUAACAUGACCGUAGCACUGUGUAUGUAUUCAUCCGUGUUCAUGCGAUUUGCAUGGCAUGUUCAACCACGGAAUCUUUUGCUUUUCGCAUGUCAUUUUACCAAUUUAUCGGCACAAUCAAUGCAGCUCUGCCGUUUCUUGAACCACAACUUCCUACACAUUAUAGAAGACCCUGUAAUAAAAAAAGAACGAGAAACGAAGGGUAAAAUCGACACCCAAGUUAAACAUAGCUAG